Molecule: messenger RNA, 5131 nt
Organism: Pimephales promelas (fathead minnow)
Lineage: Eukaryota; Metazoa; Chordata; Actinopteri; Cypriniformes; Leuciscidae
Gene: ano3
Product: anoctamin 3
Biological process (GO): chloride transmembrane transport
Cellular component (GO): plasma membrane
Molecular function (GO): chloride channel activity; protein dimerization activity
Source: RefSeq, a predicted model, not a curated record
CCUCCAGAACACGGGUCAUUCUUCUAUCGAGCCGCUGAAGGGUGUCCGUCCAUCCAUCGUCUUACAGCCCGUAACCAUGACAACAGCCCCGGAUGGUGGCGCGCGAGGCUAGACAGGUGUUGGGUUGCGCAGAGGAGAGACACCCACGCGAUCGCUCCAUACUUUCCCAUGUAUCCUUCCUUCAUCUUCUGCCCGCGAGGAUCUCUAUCGGGAAUCACCAUGGUGCAUCAUUCUGGAUCCAUACAGUCCUUCAAGCAGCAGAAGGGUAUGCACACCAGCAUCAGUGAGAUUUUGAAGGAGAAAACGCUAAAGUCGUCCCGCCGCAGUUUGCCAUGUCUGGCUCAGAGUCAGACGCAUCCUGAGAACCUCAAUCACUUCCUGUCUGUGCCUCUGAGUCCUGACCGCAAAACAUACAGUCACAGCGUCAGUGCCUCCUGCACACACAUCAUACCUCCUUCCACAGACACAGGUCAGGAUGCCUAUAUGGAAGAGAGGGAGGCGGGGGAUUUUGCACCUAAAACAGAUGAAACGCACCAUGUCCAGCAGAAGCCGGUGUCCAGAGGAAAGCUAGAGGCCCGCACAGAAUCCAUACAGGGGAACAAUUUACAAAACCCCUCAGGGUUGAUGUUUAGAGAUGGGAAGAAGCGUAUCGACUACAUCUUGGUGUAUAAGAAAUCCAGCCUUCAGGUGGAGAAGAGGUGCACGUUUGAGAGGAACCUGCGAGCGGAAGGUCUAAUGCUGGAAAAGGAGCCCUCAUUAACCAACAGUGAUAUCCUGUUUGUGAAGAUCCAUGCCCCAUGGGACACGCUGUGUAAAUAUGCAGAACAAAUGAACAUUCGAAUGCCCUUCAGGAAAAAGUGUUACUUCACAGACUGGAAGAAAAAAAAUAUGGGAAGUCAAUUUCAGCUGAGAUUUCGUCAGAUGAAAAGCUGGCUACCAAGGAACCCUAUGAAACUGGAUAAGGAGGCGUUACCAGAUCUGGAGGAAACAGAUUGCUACACCGCCCCCUUCAGCAGGGCCAGAGCGCACCACUUUACCAUCAACAACAGAGAGACAUUUUUCUCAAACUCAACCAGAAGCAGAAUAGUACAUCAUGUACUACAGCGAACAAAGUAUGAGGAUGGGAAGUCUAAGAUGGCUCCUCCGUUGUGUUGUCUGUAUCUGCUUAAUUAUUAUGGCCAUCACGAGCGGCUCUUCAUGGGCCAGUCAGGGAGUUCAUGGGAAGGCAUUAAUCGGUUACUUGGCAACAGCACAUAUGAGGCAGCGUUUCCUCCACAUGAGGGAAGUUACAAAAGCAGACAUCCGAUUAAAACCCAUGGGGCUCAAAACCACAGACACCUUUUGUACGAAAGAUGGGCACGCUGGGGAAUCUGGUACAAAUACCAGCCUUUAGACCUCAUACGGCGGUACUUCGGAGAGAAGAUCGGGCUGUAUUUUGCCUGGUUGGGCUGGUAUACAGGUAUGCUGAUCCCUGCUGCUCUAGUUGGCCUCUUUGUCUUCCUCUAUGGGCUUUUCACUAUGGACUCCAGCCAAGUAAGUAAAGAGAUCUGUGAGGCCAACACCACCAUCAUGUGCCCCAUGUGUGAAGGCAACUGUAGCUCGUGGACGCUUAGUGACAGCUGUGUCUAUGCAAAGGUGACCCAUCUUUUUGAUAAUGGAGGCACAGUCUUCUUUGCUAUCUUCAUGGCAAUAUGGGCCACAGUAUUCCUUGAGUUCUGGAAGAGGAGAAGAGCGGAGUUAACCUACGAUUGGGAUUUGAUUGACUGGGAGGAGGAGGAGGAGGAACUACGGCCCCAGUUUGAAGCCAAAUACUCCCGGAAGGAGAGAGUGAACCCUAUCUCAGGGAAACCAGAGCCCUUCCAGCCCUUCACAGACAAAUUCAGCCGACUCAUGGUGUCUGUUUCGGGAAUCUUCUUCAUGAUCUCUCUGGUUCUGACAGCCGUGUUUGCUGUGGUGGUGUUCCGGCUCAUUGCCAUGGAGAAGUUUGCGUCCUUCCAGUGGGAGUUUGUGAAGAAGAAUUGGCAAUUCGCCACCUCAGGCACUGGAGUCUGCAUCAACUUUAUGAUUAUAAUGUCUCUGAAUGUGGUCUAUGAAAAAGUGGCCUACCUACUCACAAACCUGGAACACCCACGGACAGAGUCGGAAUGGGAAAACAGCUUUGCCCUCAAGAUGUUCCUCUUCCAGUUUGUCAAUCUCAACAGCUCUACCUUCUACAUAGCUUUCUUUUUAGGGAGGUUUGCCGGCAGACCGGGGGAUUAUAAUAAGCUGUUUAACCGGUGGAGGAUGGAGGAGUGUCAUCCCAGUGGUUGUCUGAUCGACUUGUGCCUACAAAUGGGAGUGAUCAUGGUGUUGAAACAGAUCUGGAACAACUUCAUGGAGCUGGGCUACCCACUGUUGCAGAACUGGUGGUCUCGGCGUAAGAUGAAACGAGCAGGUGAGCAAAACAACAGUAAAGAAGGGCUUCCGCAAUGGGAUAGAGACUGGAACUUACAGCCCAUGAACGCACAUGGCCUGGUGGACGAGUACCUGGAAAUGGUUCUGCAGUUUGGUUUCACUACAAUAUUUGUGGCGGCGUUUCCUCUGGCUCCUCUCCUGGCUCUGCUCAAUAACAUCAUUGAGAUCCGAUUAGACGCCUACAAGUUUGUCACGCAGUGGAGGAGACCGAUGCCCGCCCGCGCUACUGACAUCGGUAUCUGGCAUGGAAUCCUGGAGGGAAUUGGUGUUGUGGCUGUCAUAACAAACGCCUUUGUCAUUGCCAUCACUUCAGAUUACAUCCCUCGCUUCGUCUAUGCAUUCAAAUAUGGGCCCUGUGUGGACAAGGGUUACCGGCAUGAGAAAUGUCUAAGAGGAUAUUUGAACAACAGCUUGUCUGUUUUUGACAUGAAUGAAUUGAAAAAUGGAAGUUACCAUAAUCAGUACUGCAGAUAUCGAGAUUACAGAGCACCGCCGUGGAGUCCUGAACCCUAUGAUUUCACCCUGCAGUUCUGGCAUGUUUUGGCUGCCAGACUAGCCUUCAUCAUCGUCUUUGAGCACCUUGUUUUUGGCAUUAAGACCUUCAUAGCCCACAUGAUUCCAGACAUGCCCAAAGACCUGAGUGAUCGCAUGCGCAGGGAGAAAUACCUAAUGCAAGAGAUGGUGUAUGAGGCGGAACUGGAGCACCUGCAGAAAGAGCGGAAAAAGAAUGGCAAACGUUAUCACCAUGAGUGGCCUUAGCCGUGCCUGACCAUAAAUGCCCACUGGAGAAUCGCAUACCCUACCCACAAAAGCACAUAAAUGCUUGAGAGUGGUAAACAAACGUCUUUGCGCAACUGCAGCACAAAUGUGAACACAGGCAUUCAUGUACGACUGUUCUGUUGCCUUGGAUGUCUGGCUUCAUUGACUCCAUGCAUGGACUGGCCACUUCAGAUUUUCAUUGCUGUAAUAAACCAGGGAGCGGAUUCAGUGUUUAUUUGAGAUCAAAACCUGAUCUCCGAGUGGGCCUUUGGAACCAGGAGUUGGCAGCUCUACUCUGCACCAAAGAGGUUCUUCUCAGUCACAUGACCCUGCCUGAGACCUCUAUUAUCCUGUUUUUUUCCAUCCUGCUGAUUGUGUUUACUCACUAGAGCAGUAGUUCUCAAACUGUACUGAUUGGGUACUUAAAAAAAAAAAAGUUGGGUUAGUUAAUUGGCUAAAAGUAGUUAUGAAUGGAACAAAAUAGCAACCUGGCAUUAGAAAAAAAAAUGGUGGUUUGCCACAUUUAAAAGUUUGAGAACCACGGUACCAGAGAAAGCUCUGAUGAUAUUUCGUGGAUGGACCCACCUGCCUUCUCAAUGGUCAAAAGAAAAAGUCUGUUCCAGAGUACACUGCUGAAAGAGUUCAAAGUGAAGGUCAUAUGAAGGAGAACCCUCGCUAUAUCCAAGUGCCGGAUCAUCAAGUUUUAAAUCAAUGGAUUACAGUGUUCUCUGAUACACAGUAAACUCAAGUGUGUAGAUGAGAAAAAACUUUGAAAAUAUCCAUUAAACACAAAUCCUUCCCAGCAUGGCCUGCAGACGCGCUCUUUCAUCUGUGUCCUAUUAUAGUUCUGAAUGGAGCACUCGUGCGGUUGGAUUGUUUACUAUGCAGAUGAAGGGGCUGUUCCUGUUCUCUGCUUGUCUACUUGUCUGCAUCUCUGUGCGUGGCAGCUAUCAUCCCGCUGUGAAGCAGAUCUCUACCUGGUGCCAGGCAAUGUGACAACGUUUACUUACGAACAUAUUUACCGAAUACGCCCUCUCUCUCUUCGCUUGCCAGCAUCUCACAUUGUGAUUCUUGUUACAAAAGUGGUUUCUGGUAAAACAAAACAAAACAAAAAAAUUACCAAAUAAAAAUCCGUUUGUUUAUGCAAUUGAACGUUUUUUAUGUUCUACAUCGCCUUGAAAAGAUAUGCAGAUCUGUCUUUCAAUACAAUGUAAUUUUGUCUAGGUAAAAUAAAUUGCCAAUUUUGGCAAAAUGGUGAUAUAAAUAACAUGCAUGUUAUUUUUUAAUUGCAUGUUGUUUCUUUGUUUUUUUUAUUAUUAUUAUUAUUUUAUAAAAGACUAUGUCCUUGUCUAUGUCUGGUUUUGUAGUGUGUGUGAGCUGAAUUUGAUGUGUGAGUGUAUCUGUUCCGAUGCCUGCGAUUGUUGCUCAGCUGUGAUGUAUUGUGUGUGUUUAUGGCUCCAUCAGGCCAUGUGCCCACAUACCUAAGCUCAUGGAAGUGGAUCUCUACAGUAUAUAGUACUGCAUGUAUGUACUGUGAAUUCUCCGUAUGCAUAGAUGACACACUACAAUUGAAAAAGUGUUCAGCAUACAACCAGAGUGUGUUGAAUAAAAUGCAAUAUCCAAUAAUGCAAUGCUUCCGACAUAACCUACAGUACCAUAGAGUGCUACAGUGAUGAUGUAUUUCUGUAGGUCAACCCAGAAGUUAGCAUCACCCUGCUUCAACAACACGCCAAUAGGAUUUUGUUCCCUCUUCUUUUGGGUUAGUGCUGAAAACAAGUUGCGUGACCAAUAAAAGUUUAUGAUUCUUACAUGUUUUGUUCAUUAUGACAAUCUUCUCAAAUUAACAGCUUUUAUUAAUUUUAAAGGGUUAGUUCACCCAAAAAUGAAAAUUCUGUCAGUAAUUACUCUCCCUCGUGUU